AUGGAUUGGAGAGUGAGGAGAGUUAUUGCUAGAGGAGAUUAUGUACCUAUGAAAUCCAUUGAAAAUAAAAUUGUUCCUAAAACUGAAGAUGAUUUGAGUGAAGAUGACAUGAAGUUAUUGCAAGUAAAUGCUAGUGCUAUGAAUGUCAUAUAUUGUGCCUUAGAUGCAAAUAAAUUCAAUAGAAUCAUGGCUUGCAAAAAUGCUAAAGGAAUUUGGGAUAAAUUAGAAAUCACUUAUGAAGGAACUACCGAUUUUAAGGAUAGUCAUAUUGAUAUGCUUACUAGUCAAUAUGAAGCUUUCAAAAUGACUCCAAAUGAAUCUAUACAAUCAAUGUACACUCAAUUCACACACAUCACAAAUUCUUUAAAUGCUUUUGUAAAGACUUAUCCUACUUAUGAGAUGAUCAGGAAGGUACUCAGAGGAUUACCUCCAAUUUGGGAGCUAAAAGCAACAACUAUAGCUGAAGGGAGAAACUUGAAAGAAAUGACAUUGGAUGAGCUCAUUGGAUCCCUCAUCACCUAUGAAAUGAUGAUCAAAAAGAGGAUAAAUGAGUAA
This is a messenger RNA of Malania oleifera, 555 nucleotides long. RefSeq lists its product as uncharacterized. The record is from RefSeq and is a predicted model, not a curated record. The transcript has a single exon. The coding region runs from base 1 to 555 and encodes 184 amino acids. Lineage: Eukaryota; Viridiplantae; Streptophyta; Magnoliopsida; Santalales; Ximeniaceae.